AUUAUCUAAGAAACUUAACGAAUCUUUUCUAACAGUUCGGCGUACGUUUUCCGGUUUCAUCUGCUUUUAUUUGAGGCAAAUAUGUGAUAAACACAAAGUUUGUAGUAUAGUUUUAGGCUAACAGUAGGGAAAUGCACCUUCAUUUCAGUGGUGCUUGUCUGAGCUGAUCAUGAAAAUGUACAUUUAUCAAAUAAAAUUACCUUAGCGAACACACACCCGAACAAGGUGAUGCAUACGAUAUUUUAUUCCAUUUAACACACAACACUAUUGAGAUAUGCAAUCCUGUUCGACUCCUGAUCGCCAUGGCUACAGCGUACGCUUCUCACCAUUUCAGCCAAAUCAUUUACUACUGGCUACAAGUCAACUGUACGGUUUGGCCGGUGGUGGCACGUUAUUUCUGCUGGAACUACCUUCAGCAGGGGGCAAAAGCUUGACGGAACUCGGGCGCAUGGAGUGGACGGAUGGACUUUUCGAUGUGGCUUGGUGCCCAUAUGCAGACAAUAUAGCGGCAACAGCUUCUGGCGAUGGCUCUCUGCAAAUCUGGGGUGGCCUUGAUGAUGACAUUGUGGCUACAGAAACUACAUUGAAGUCCCUCAACCAACCGCUGAUUUGCUUGCAAGAGCACAAAAAUGAAGUGUACAGCAUCAACUGGGGUGAACAGUGGAACUGCCAUCAACUCUUAUCGGCCAGUUGGGAUGGUACCAUCAAAUUAUGGGAUUGCCAUCGUCAGAAUUCGAUCGCCACCUACACGGGACACAGUGACCUCAUCUAUUGCGCAAAGUUCUCCCCCUUAAUUGCCAAUCUUUUCGCUAGCGUAAGUACAGAUGGUAACUUAAACUUAUGGAAUUCUGCUCUUGAAUUUUCAGGUAAACCUUUGAUGAGUAUCGAGUCAGCGCACAACGGUGAAGUACUCGCCUGUGACUGGAGUCAAUUCGAUCGGAACAUUUUGAUGACUGGUGGUUCGGAUGGUUUGGUGCGAGCUUGGGACCUGCGCAAUAUGCGACAUCAUAUCUUUCAAUUGUACUCCGGGGAGUUCGCGGUACGACGAGUGGCCUGUUCCCCGACCGCGGCAACGGUGGUAGCAACGGCAAAUUACGAUUUCACAACGAGGAUUUGGGAUUUCAAUCAGUCUUUGGACUCAAUGGAGGUCAAUGUAAAUCACACGGAAUUCGUUUGUGGUUUGGAUUGGAAUGCUAGCGUACCACAUCAACUCGCGGACUGUGGCUGGGAUUCCGUCAUCAAUGUGUAUACACCAAAAACCUUAAAGGAUAUGUUGGACUAGUGAAUAGGAGAAUGUUGGGCACGAUAUUGCAUCCUUAAUCCAAAGAAGAAGAUGACAGUAAUGUCGAAUUAACGUAGUACGCUUUGUAAAUGCGCUGUGACCUAAUUAUUAGCUAUAAUGAAUAGGAUAGGAGUUAAGAAGCUAAACAGGUUAGAGGAAGCUGAACCAAAUUCAUGAUCUACUAACAUAUAAAAUAGAUCUAAAAUUGUAUAAAAGAGGUCCACGAGGAAUAAGUAGCUGAGCUAUCCUAAAUUUUCGCCAACUAAGUGUCUUGAAUGUGAUAAUAGAAAUUUACAAUAGGUACCAUGGAAAAUUAAAAAAAAAAAAAUUAUUUAGUUUUAUUGUGUAAAUUUUAAACAAAAUAUAGUAUAAAGGAUAUUUUCUUGGGUCUGGUACUUUAGAUGCUGGUUUUUGAAUUUCAUAUUUGAGAAUACCAAAACAAAAAGUUGUUUUCGAUUCACCCAAUUUUAGCACACACAUGGGUCUAAAAAAAUAAACAUAGGAGAGUAAUCGAUUGAUAAGUGAAUAAAGCUCUAAUACAAGCAGAGAAGUGGUGAAUCGAAAUUAAGUUUGAACAGAACCGGCAUUUUAAGUACAGGAUCUCAUGUGUCAUCUCAUAUUUUCACAUUUUCUUUAUUUCAUACAGUAUAGUGGUGUCAUACAUAUGUAUGUACGAGUAUGAUUUUGUAAAUUUUGAUAUAUAUGAACAUAUAUGCACAUAAAAUGUUACUGAAUAUAUAAAAUAUCA
This is a messenger RNA of Bactrocera oleae (olive fruit fly), 2030 nucleotides long. The record is from RefSeq and is a predicted model, not a curated record. Lineage: Eukaryota; Metazoa; Arthropoda; Insecta; Diptera; Tephritidae.